CUUGAUCUUUCCAGCUCUUUAGUUCCAGAAAAAGAAAAGUGUAAUUUUUAUGAGCCUAUUUGGCGAGCGGAGUACUUACAAGACGACACUUACAACCAUGUGGUUGCCCAGAUGUGUAUCAGUAUCAUAGCAGCCCUACCGACGAUUCUUCUAAAUGCGCUGGUCAUUUUUGCCGUGGUAACGAGGCGCCGACUGCAAAACAACUCUACCAUACUUCUGGCUUGUCUAGCUGGAGCCGAUUUUUUGAUAGGGCUUCUUGCUCUACCGUUUGCCUUCUUGUUAGGCCUGAAGCAACUCCUUGGUGUGGGGCCAUUCUGUCCGCUAGAAAAAGCAUUUAUCGUGAUAACUACGAUGGGAAUCAAUGCUUCGUGCAGUCAUCUUGCCGUGAUCAGCAUAGACCGCUAUAUAGCUAUAAAAUACCCCUUGAGGUACCGGGAUAUUGUCACAGAAACGCGGAUAAUAACAAGUGUUGUUCUCGCUUGGGUUUUCACGUUACUGGUGAUAAUCAAUGAACUUGUUCUGGCUCUAAUAGACAGCGAAAGCAUCUACCCGAUUUAUUCGCAAGUGAACAUUUUGAUACAACUUGUUGUUGCGACUCUCUUCAUUGCUGCAAUCUCAGGGUCUUACGGUUACAUUUACAAAGAAACACGACGACAAGUUAAACGCCUCAAAGUCGAACAACUGCCUCAGGAAGAAAUCAAAAGGAUCAAGAAAGACAGAAAGGCCGCCACUACUCUGGCAAUCAUUCUAAUCGCUUUGGUAAUCACUUAUUUACCAGGAAUAAUAGUGGGGGUCCUGACUUCUCUUCCAAGUAGUAUCGUGGCACCGCCGCGUUUCAUAUACAUCAUUUGGAGCUGGGUAGGAAUUACUUUGAUGUUAGGUUCCCUGUUUAACCCUAUUAUUUACUGUUGGCGAAUGAAGAAACUACGCCGUGUAUUUCUCGAGAUACUACAUUUAAGACAACCUGAAAACACUCGGCCAGAAACAGAAGUGAGAGAAAUACAACGCCAUCAACCUGGACCCAGUACAAACCAGGCUUUCUCGCUGCCCACAAAUACGCAACCAGUUUUGUUGCCGGGUCCUAAACUGCAAGCCGAACACAUCACUAGCAUCGAAGACGCCAAAGAGUACUAG
Molecule: messenger RNA, 1134 nt
Organism: Porites evermanni
Lineage: Eukaryota; Metazoa; Cnidaria; Anthozoa; Scleractinia; Poritidae
Source: the annotation of a GenBank genome assembly